AUGGCUGAUUCACGACCACUUAAAAGAACUAAAAUCACUACUUAUGACAAGGACGCUUCUAAUAAGAGCAUAACUUGUGGUUUGCCAACGGAAAUAUUGUUGGACAUUACUUUAAAAGUUGCAUCUCAAUCACUCUCUGGCCUUUGUCACCUUAGAUUGACUUCCAAAGAGAUGCUCAAUAUAACAAAUGAUGACGAUGUAUACAAGCAUGCUUCUUUGAAUACAGUCCCUUUCUUCCGAUUCCAAGAAAUCCCACAAGAAGCUUCAUUCUUAAGCCAUUGCAGAUCAAAUGGUAACUUAGAAUCUCUCUAUAGAGAAGGCAUGGAAGUAUACUUUACUAACUUGGAGCUUUACAAGAAGGGAUUAGAUAUGGUACAUAAGGCUGCUCAAAAAGGACACAAAAGAUCAAUGUAUGCUUUUGCCAUGAUUGUUCUAAUCAGCAGCGACACAAUGAGAAUAGGGUUUUUAGGGACCCAAGAAUUUGAGGACGCUUUGGGGUACCUGAGAUUUUUAAGGAACCAGAAGUGUGUCCUCCAGUGUAGGAGCAAUGUUGCGGAAUUCAUUCGUUAUUUAAGAUGGAAUAAUAUGCGUUCUGAUCUUGUGAUGCAAAUAAGAGAGCAUUUAUGUAAUAAUGCUCCAUGCACAAAUACAUGGAGACUCAAAAUUGGAAGUUGGUGCUUCAUGACUGAAGAAGAUGAUGAGAAUGAUCCAAACAUGUGUGAAAACUGUAGAUGGGAUCAUGAAGUGGAAGAGUUUUGCACUAUGAUAUAG
Molecule: messenger RNA, 771 nt
Organism: Neltuma alba
Lineage: Eukaryota; Viridiplantae; Streptophyta; Magnoliopsida; Fabales; Fabaceae
Exons: 1
Coding region: 1-771 (256 amino acids)
Molecular function (GO): protein binding
Source: RefSeq, a predicted model, not a curated record